This is a messenger RNA of Lottia gigantea (owl limpet), 306 nucleotides long. RefSeq lists its product as hypothetical. Bases 1 to 306 code for a protein of 101 amino acids. The record is from RefSeq and is a predicted model, not a curated record. The transcript is spliced from 3 exons. NCBI's taxonomy places the organism in Eukaryota, Metazoa, Mollusca, Gastropoda, Lottiidae.
AUGGCAGGAUUCCCAUCGCCCGGGUCAAAAACUAUCCACGAAGUUGAAUGGAUUCAGAUGAGGUUCCAAGUACAUAGUAGCUCGUCGUCAGCUACGGACAACAUGGUUAGAUGUGGUGUACAACCUAGGUUUUUGGAGGUAGUUCACAAGGAGCAAAAUUGUCGCGUUUCGAGUUGGACUCUCGUGUACUUAAGUUGUGGCAACCUGUUGGCUACCUUGUUAGGGCCACCUAGCCUCACAUGGAACAAAUGGAGACUGUCAGUAUUGAUUGGAAAAUUUGUCAAUGGGCAUAAUGCUCACCCCUAA